AUGGCUCGGAAGAAGGUUCGGCGCAGUGCCGUCGUCUCGGACGCUACUUUCCGCAUCCUACGGCUCAAGAAAGAGCUGCAGAAUAAUGCCAGAGUACUGAAAGUGGUGGUGGAUGAAGUCGACAUGCUCCGUUUGUGUCGUUCGCUGGGCAUGGCUGUAUCCGACGAAAGCAACCGGGCGGCGAUGCACAAGUUCGAGUCCGGGAUGUUUGCCCCUAGCAAGUACGACUCGGACCUCGCGCGCUUCAUGCGAGAGAAGCUAGCGGUUGGGAGCGACGCGCUUCAUGAAGAAGACCAGGCAGAAGAACGUCAGCUGAAGAUCGGAUGCCUAUUUGGAAAGCAAGAGGAAGUUAAGGCUCAGCUCGAGCGAAUGGGCUUCUGGAGCCGCGACUGUGAGGAGAAUCUUCCGCUUCACGGCCAGGGCGUCUACUGCAUCAAGAAAACUGGCGAGAUUGAUCCACAAUGCUGCCAGUAUGUCGUAUUUGCUUGGAUAAAUGCUGGUCUGUUCGAUCCCGAGGUGAUCCGUGACACCCCAGCAUACAUUCUCCGGUUUUUGAUCGAAGCGUCUGAGAGCUCCGGCCCACAUUGGGACUCCUGCUCAAUCGCAUUUCAGGUCCAGAAGCAAGAAGAGCAGAGCGACGACGUUAGUUGCGGGAAGUUGUCAAAGUCGUCAAUUCCCCGUUGGUGGGGUGUUCCCUGCCAUUGUCGUCAAAAGCGCGGCGCCAUCAACUACAAAGUGGGUCACAGAUGGCGGGCUAGUGCCCACCACUGA
Phytophthora sojae is the source of this 771-nucleotide messenger RNA. RefSeq lists its product as hypothetical. NCBI's taxonomy places the organism in Eukaryota, Oomycota, Peronosporomycetes, Peronosporales, Peronosporaceae. The transcript is spliced from 2 exons. The record is from RefSeq and is a predicted model, not a curated record. The coding region runs from base 1 to 771 and encodes 256 amino acids.